Messenger RNA from Penicillium taxi, 486 nucleotides. RefSeq lists its product as uncharacterized. The transcript has a single exon. The coding region runs from base 1 to 486 and encodes 161 amino acids. The record is from RefSeq and is a predicted model, not a curated record. NCBI's taxonomy places the organism in Eukaryota, Fungi, Ascomycota, Eurotiomycetes, Eurotiales, Aspergillaceae.
AUGGCAACUUCACCUCUCUACCAAUCAAUUCAACGCGCUGUUGAGGCUUUCUUCGCCAGCUAUCCCGAAGCCAUCAGACAACAAACCACAUCCGUUUAUUCAUCUACGUUGACGCCAAAUUGCGUCCGACUCAUCGUACCAGCCGGUGCUCUGGGAGCGCCGGAAUCUGGCUUCACAAAUGCACAAUAUGAAGCCUUGAUGACACCCGAGCUAGCUGCAAUGGAAUCUUGCACAGUGGAAGUGAAGGAUGUUGUGGUUGACGAGCAUGCGCUGAAAGCCAGUGCAAGGGUUGUUUACCACCCUAAACUAAAGGGGACUGAUGCUGCGGAAAGAGGAGAAUUUAGCUUCUGUUUCACCUUUCAGAAGGAUGAAGAAGGGCAGUUGAAGGUGUGUGAACUCGUGGAAUUCAUGGAACUUAAGUGGACGGAGAUGUAUGUCGGAAAAAUUGCGUCAGUAGUGAAGGAGCUGGAUAUAAAGCUAGAGUAG